Molecule: messenger RNA, 879 nt
Organism: Gilbertella persicaria
Lineage: Eukaryota; Fungi; Mucoromycota; Mucoromycetes; Mucorales; Choanephoraceae
Exons: 1
Coding region: 1-879 (292 amino acids)
Source: RefSeq, a predicted model, not a curated record
AUGUCUCCUGAACGUGUCUUCAUUGUUGGUGGUACUGGUAAUAUUGGUGAAAAGACAGUUCACGAUCUUUUGGCCAACAAUGUGCCUGUCACUUUAUAUGCUCGUAAUCCCGAGAAAGUCAAAUCAACUUUUACAGUCAAAUCUGAACUUAUCAGUAUUGUUCAAGGCGACUACAAUGAUCUUUCUCCUCUUAAAAAAGGUGUUGAAGGCCAUACGCGUCUCUUCUUAUUAAUUGCUGACUUUGGUGUCUUUGUCAAAACCAAGCAAACAAUUGCUGAAUACGCCUAUGCUGCAGGUGUCAAACAAAUCGUUGACAUUUCUUCAUUCACUGUCAACGGUGGCUGGAGAAGCUCAUUCAUCGGAUCAAAUCACUACCUUGCUGAAAGGGCCAUAUUUGAAAUCCCUAACCGUGGUGCUUUUGUUGCUUUGCGUCCCGGUAAGUUUAUGUCUAAUUUGCAUUCGAUGGCUCGCAUUGCCACUGAAGGUGUUCUUUACGACACUGAUCCUGCAGACAAACCUCAAACAUGGAUUUCUACAAAUGAUAUUGGCGCUGUUGCUGCUGUCAUCUUGCAAGAAGAUAUUCAAAAGCAUGGUGAUAAUACCUAUACUUUAAACAGUGAUAUUGCAACUCCUGCUCAAGUUGCUGCUAUUAUUUCUCGUCUCCUUGGUCGUGAAAUUCCUUUCAAGCAAUUAAGCUCUGCUGAACAUUACCAUAAGCUGGUUGGACACCAUGUACCUCAUUCACUUGCUUUUGAUCUUUGUGAUAAUCUUAAGAGUAUUGAAGAAACAAGAGUUGGUGCAGCCGUUGAAGUCCUUACUGGUAGAAAGCCUGAAACUUUGGAAGAAUACCUCACUGCUAACAAACAUCUCAUCAAAUAA